Messenger RNA from Lethenteron reissneri (Far Eastern brook lamprey), 4128 nucleotides. Its product is annotated as N-alpha-acetyltransferase 15, NatA auxiliary subunit-like. Gene Ontology annotation, cellular component: NatA complex; cytoplasm. Gene Ontology annotation, molecular function: protein binding. NCBI's taxonomy places the organism in Eukaryota, Metazoa, Chordata, Hyperoartia, Petromyzontiformes, Petromyzontidae. Gene Ontology annotation, biological process: N-terminal peptidyl-methionine acetylation. The record is from RefSeq and is a predicted model, not a curated record.
GAUGUUGAAGAUGAGAGGAUGAUGAUGAGAGGGAGAGAAGAGAGGGAAAAGAGAGAAGGAAGGAGUGAUCAAAGUGAGCUGAAUGAUGCACAGAGGUCGGGGAGAGGGAAGAUGCAGAGUUGGCGUGGCCACACAAGUCUGUCCAGAAGCCUUGAUAUGGGUUAGAAAGACCGUAUAGAAGUGUGUUUCAUUGAUAACAUCCGUCACUGCGGUGGAUCAUGUUUCAUUGGCAUCACAGCACUCACGGCUCACGGUCUUUAUCUCCCUGUUCACAUCUCCUUAUCUGCAUCUCGCUCUCUGCGUCUCCCUCACUGUGUCUUCCUCUCCGUGUCUCGCAGAAAUGCUACGAGAAGACCCAGUACAGGCUUGGUCUUAAGUUAUGCAACCAGAUCCUGGCGAACCCACAGCUCGCUGAGCACGGAGAGACGCUGGCUCUCAAAGCGCUGGCGCUCAGCAAGCUGGGCCGGCGUGACGAGGCUCGCGAGUGCGUCCGCCGGGGCCUCCGCAACAACCUGGAGAGUCAUGUGUGCUGGCGCGUAUAUGGCUCACUGCAGCGUGCCGACGGGCACUACAUGGAGGCGGCCGCCUGCGUGCGAAGGGCGCUGGGCGGGUGUGGCCGGGAGGGCGAAACGCGGCUCCUCGAGGAGCUCGCCACCCUGCAGCUGCUCGCCUCCGACCUGGCCGGGUUCAGGGAGUCUCAGGCGCGGCUCCUGCACUCGCUGCCCUCGGUGCCCGCGCCAUGGCUGGGCUACGCUGUUGCAUGCCACCUGUUGGGGGAGCCGGCGGAGGCUCUGCAGGCACUACAGGAUCUGCUCACGAGACACCCGGUGAUGGGUGACGCACGAGGCAAUCAGCACAGCGAGCUCAUGCUGUACCAGGCGGAGCUGAUGGCUGAGGCCGGCAUGCGGAGGGAAGCUCUCGCGCACCUCGCCCAGCACAGCGAGCAAAUCUGCGACAAGCAGGCGCUGGACGAACACAGAGGGGAGCUGCUGUUGGCUCUGGGAUGUUUCGAAGAGGCGGCCGAGCUGUUCCACGGCCUCGUGAUGAGGAAUCCCGAGAACUGGACCUACUACCAGAGGUUGGAGCAGGCCACGCGCGCGGAGUCGGAGGAAGAUCGGUGGAAAAUCUAUCAACAUGUCAUGAAGAUACACCCAAGUGCCAGUGCUCCUCAAAGGCUUCCCCUUCAUUUCCUCACCGGAACGCGCUUUCGAGACUCGAUGGACCGAUACCUGCGCCAGCAUCUGAGCGUCUGCUGCCCGCCGCUCUUCACCACCAUCAAGGGGCUUUACAGGGACCCCGACAAGGUGCUUGCCAUCGAGGAGCUUGCGGUGGCGUAUGAGACAUCGCUGGAAAACUACGGCCUCUUUCACCGUGACGACGACGGCGAGCCGCAGCACGAGCCCACCCUGCUGUGGGUGCGCUUCCUGCUGGCUCAGCACUACGACUUGGUGGGACAGUCGGGCCUGGCGUUCGACUACAUCGACGGCUGCCUCGCAGUCUUCCCGUGCUCCCCGGAGUUGCUCGUUGCCAAGGCCAGCAUCUACAAGCACGCCGGGGACGCCGUGGCGGCAGCCGAGUGCCUGAGACAGGCCCUGGGCCUGGAGCCGGGUGACCGCUUCCUGCAGGUGAAGCGCAUCAAGUACCUACUGCGCGCGGGGCUCGUCACGCAGGCACUGCUGGAGAGCGGCUUCGUGCAGGAGAGCCCCGGGGAGCCGCAGCCCCUGUGGUUCCUACUGGCGUUGGCGGAGGCGUACAGGCGGCAGUGCCGCCACCGUGACGCUCUCCGCGUGUGCCGCCAGGUGGAGAAGCACUUCAACGACGUGGCCGCAUCCCAGCUGGACUUCCACACCUACUGCCUGCGCCGGGCCACGCUGCGCGCAUACGCGGGGAUGCUGCGCACGUCCACCACGCUGCGCGGCCACCCCGCGUCGGUGCGUGCGGCCCGCACGGCCGUGCGCUGCUGCCUUGGCCUUCAUGACCGGCCCUCCACACCCAUCCGGCACGCAGAGGACGGGGGCCGCCAAGCGCGGGAUGUCAGCGGCUCGGCACCGGCUGCCGAGCAGCGCAAGCAGCAGAGCAAGCGGCGCAAGGCGGUAGCACGCAUCCUGCGUGGUGACGGAGGAGGUGGAGGCAGCGCGGGGAGCGGGCCGGACCCUGACGUGCGCGACGGCAAGGAGCUACAUGACUUCAUGGAGGAGCUCGGCGUGCAGGACGCCGACGACCCACUCUCCGAAGCCGUGAGCUUCCUGGCUCCUCUUGAAAACUUUGCAGCGAACGACAUCGCGACGCACCUGCUCGCCUUCGAAAUACAUCUGCGAAGAGGUAAACACCUCCUGAUGCUAUGCUCUGUGAAGCGCGCCGCCACGAUUGACCCCCACGACCCCUGGCUGCACACCUGCCUGGUGCGGCUCUGCACAGUCGCGGAGGGCGUGCUGGGCACGACGGCACCCGUGGCCGAGGUCCUGCGUCAGGAACUGCCCCCCUUGCUCGGCGCCGGCAGCCUGGAGCAGAUGAAUGGGGACUUCCUGCAGCGCAAUGCCACCUCGCUCCGGCACUCCCUCGCCGGAGCACGGAUGCUGUUUUUGCUAGAUAAGGCUCACCAGGAGAAGGCCCUCGCCAUCGCCACCAACCUUGACGAAGCGUUGACGGACAGGAAUGUCGCGACUUGUACAUCUGUGCUGGAGGCCCUGAGAGAUGGCAGCCUGGGCUGCGCGGAGGCUCAGGCAGAGACGUACAGAGCGACGUGCCACAAGCUAUUUCCAUUCGCCAGUGCCUUCCAGCCUUAGUGCGCACCUGGACUUAAACACCCAAAUACCUUUUAUUCAGGUCUUAUUUACGCUUGUUUACCCAGGAUAGCCUCACCGAGUCUCAAGGCUCUUUUGCAGGACGGUCCUGCCAAGUUUUUUGCAGUAAGGGGCCGAUGUUGAUGUGUAAAAUCCCAAUUAUGUAAUUUGCAGGUCAUUUUUCAGCAUUGGCAUGUUUUGUUCACUUCCAGUUACAUUGUGUGGGGGUAUUUUAAGCUAUGGGAGGAAUCAGGAGAACAGGGGGAGAGAACAUACAAACUCCACCUCACUCUCACUCUGCAGAUCAGGAGAACAUCCAAACUCCACUCACACAAAGACAAAGUAUAGCCUCAACAGACUUUUGGGACCACCUAUGAAAGCCAGCACGACACACGAGGGAAUGGCUAGCAUCAUGCCCAGCCACCUGGUACUCAUUUGGGGCUGAGUCGACCUAGAGGAAGCCCAGGAUUAUUUAAGGUAAUCAUCGCUAGUGUUGGCCGUGAGAGGGAAUCAAACACGGGUCGUUGGGUUUGUAGCGCAGCGCGCUCACUCUUGCACACACACUCUGCAGAACAGAUGGAGUACAAACAAACUCUACUUACUAUUCACUCUACAGAACAGGGCGAGAUCAUGCAAGCUCCACUCACUUUUCACUCGACAGAACAGGUGGAGAACGUACAAACGCCACUCACUUAUUCACUCUACCGAAACGGGGGGAGACCAUACAAACUCCACUCACUCAAAUUAGGAAUUGAACCCUGCGCCACAUCCUUGCCACCAAAAAAAAUGUUCUUUAAAGGUUUUUUUUUACGUGACAUUCCAUAUGCACGUCGCAGCCGGAACGUUUGAUUUGUGAUCUGAAGAAGGGCCCAUGGCCUGACACAACACUUAUUAAUAUUAUGUCUUUAUUUUAAGAGCACACAGUGUUGUUGACGAACGUGUCGCGUUGCUUGCUUUGAGAGUGCAUGUUCACGAUGGAGAGAGACAGCUAUAGCGUCCGUGUUACACACAUCUCAGAAAUAUCGAUAUUUUUUCCCAAAUAUUUCCUUGCGAUAAAAUAACUCCUUCGAACCUGGUAGUUUACCAAAUGUACUUGCUGAAUGAAUCAUUCCAAUAAUUCCUGGGUGGCUUUUUGCGAGAGGUUUCAAGAAUUGGCCACGUACAAAUAAAUAUAAUACAAUAUCCUGAUGUGUUGCGUCAUGACCUUUAUCGCACGAUCCCCUUGGUGACGCUGCGUAUCAUAGCAGUACUUGCGGACCCUACUUCUCUGGGCCUCUAUGUGCUAUGAAGAAGGGCCGUCGCCUCUUCGAUACUGCUGUCUUUUCAUGCCCCACUGUUAUCGACA